Paramisgurnus dabryanus is the source of this 1215-nucleotide messenger RNA. Its product is annotated as caspase activity and apoptosis inhibitor 1. The record is from RefSeq and is a predicted model, not a curated record. NCBI's taxonomy places the organism in Eukaryota, Metazoa, Chordata, Actinopteri, Cypriniformes, Cobitidae. Gene Ontology annotation, biological process: regulation of apoptotic process.
UGACGUCAUCGACGCGCGACGUUGGCAAUCCAUUCCUGCAACACUGGAGAGGAAAGAUGCAGGAGGAGGGAAAGAAACGAGAGAAAGAAAAGAAACGAAGACAAUUUGAACGAGAGUCUGGUGAUGGAGAGAAGAAGAGGAGAAGUACAGAGUCCAGCGCGGAGAACCCCAGAGAGAAGCAGGAACUGCAUGAGGUUCCUCAGGAGCCCAGUGAUCUGGAAGAAGGUGGACUGGACCUGAACAAGUUAUUCAAACCCAUCAGCGCCUACAUGCAGGACCGCCAAGAGAUGCUGGAGCAGUGUUUUCAUGUGCUGGGGGAGAAUAAACUCAAAAAGAUGCUUCCUGAUGAACUCAAGGACUGUUCUUUAAACGAAAUAAAGACACUGUGCUGGGAUCAGCUACAGCAGCUUUCUGACAUUCAUCUGCUGGAGAUUUUGGAAGGUAAAGAGUUAACGGUUACGUCAGCUCCUGAAGGGAAGAAUAAACCGACAGACAGCCAACAGGACAGUAUCGUGGAUUCUACAUCUUGUCUGAAAGAAAACCCUGAAGCCGAUGAAAAGCAAGGAUCUGAAGAGGACAGUGACGUUCUGAGCAUCAACGCAGAUGUUGACGACAGCGACAUUGAAGGCCAUAAAGAUGUCAAACCUCAAGAAACGUCAAUCAGACAAGAAGCUCCUCCCCCCACUACGACCGUCCAAUCGGCUGAGCCGAAGGUGCAGCUUCAGCAGGACAUUGACAAAAGCGUCAGUGAGAUUCUUGCUCUGACGUCCUCCGACACUAACAAAGAUCUAACGUCAGCAUCAGGCGAGACAUCGGCCGCUCCGGACAGAUCUGCUCCGGGACAAACGGGGACGCCGUCGGCUCAACAGCUGGAGUUACUUGAGCUGGAAAUGAGAGCGAGAGCCAUUAAAGCCCUCAUGAAAGCCGGUGAGAUGAAGAAACGUGUGAACUGCUAACGGCAUUGAACGUUCGGUGUGCUGCAGGAAACAGCGGCUCAAACUGUUGCCAUGAAAAGUUUCUCAGUUGGUCUUUAAUUUCCAAGCAUCCUGGUCAUGUUUGGCACUGGAACCAGAGGAUAUGUUGCUUGAGAAUUUGCUUUUAUUUGGAUUCAAUUAUUUGCAAAUUUUCUAAUCAGUUUGAAAAACUUAUUUUGAGUUGUAAACACUUUGUGUUAUGUUCUGAAACAUUAAGAGUAUUAAAAAAGUUUUUUUUUAG